Molecule: messenger RNA, 5761 nt
Organism: Hippopotamus amphibius kiboko
Lineage: Eukaryota; Metazoa; Chordata; Mammalia; Artiodactyla; Hippopotamidae
Gene: ATP23
Product: ATP23 metallopeptidase and ATP synthase assembly factor homolog
Exons: 6
Coding region: 5074-5517 (147 amino acids)
Biological process (GO): mitochondrial proton-transporting ATP synthase complex assembly; mitochondrial protein processing
Cellular component (GO): extrinsic component of mitochondrial inner membrane
Molecular function (GO): metalloendopeptidase activity
Source: RefSeq, a predicted model, not a curated record
AGCCGGGCCUGGGCGUCCGCGGCCCGGCGGGCCGGGAGGGGCCUUGGCGCGCUGGGCCGGGGGCUCCGGUUCGGCCCGGGCCGGGGCCGGGGGGUCCAGGCACCGCGGGCCGACGUCAGGCGGGUUCUCGUGGGGCGGGCGUGGGGUCAGAGCAGAAGCGGAGGCCCCUUGCAGCGCUCCUUUUGCUUGAGGCGGGCGUGAGGAGCUGGGUUCGGGGUUCGCCCUUUCUUUCCGCCGCACUCGGUGCUGUGACGGAUGCUUUCAUUUCUUGGUAAAUUGUGCAGUCAUUGGGAGCUGAGAGUCCAGGUGAAGCAGAGUUUUAGAGAGCCACGUUCAUUAGGGCAUACCUGCCGAAACCGCACAGUUCGGGUGGGAUUUGAACCCAGCCAGAACUCAGCUUGGGACUUGAACCCACUGUUUUUUUUUUUUUUUUUUUUUUAAUUGGGGCAUCUUUGCUUUACCCUGUUGUGCCUGUUACUGCUGUACAACCAAGUGAAUCAGCUGUGUUUAUACAUAUAUCCCCAUAGCCCCUCCCUCUUGAGUCUCCCUCCCACCCUCCCUACCCCACCCCUUUAAGGAACCUGCUGUCUUUCAAUUGAAAUCGCACACGUGAUCUCAGGACUUAAUGAAGCUCAGGUUCUUAAUGCCUCCCUGCAGAGGGAAUUCAGGGAGAGGCGAAGUAAGAAGUAGAUUUCUUGAGAGAUGCACACUGCAUAGGCAGAGUGUGGGCCGUCUCAGAAAGCGAGAGGCCCUAGAGAUACACGUUCAGGUUUCAGAUGCACGGAGCAGUGUGUGGCCGCUUGCAGUAAGAGGCCGCCGCGAGCGGUAGCUGGAAGCAAGACUUUAGCUCCUGGACCGGGAGUUCUAACUGCUAGAUCCCAGAGGCCAGCGGCCAGGGUCUAAACCCCCAGUUCUUGCCUGCCUUGUCAAGAAAGCAUUCUGGUAAGGAGGCAGAAGGUAAAGAGGAAAGUAAACGGUUUAUUGGAAAAGCAAAGUACACGUGGAAAGAUGCACGGGCGAACUCAGAAAGUGAACUGAGCCUUUGGGAGGUUUAAAUUCUUUAUAAGGGCGCAGUUCUCCGGGUUUUUGUCUCCCUUCUGUCCAGUCAUCUCCCUUUGUCCCUAAUUUGCCCAAGGACCCUCCCCGUAGGUGUGCACAUGCAUCUCUCAGCCAAGAUGGAUGCCAGCUGGGAGAAGCAGGAGUCCCCGUGGCCUGGAGUUGUCCCCUGACUUUUGACCCUCAAGGAACCUUUCUGCUCCUGUGUAGUGUCUCCCUUGCCCCAAGGAUGGAGGAGUGGAGAUCCCUAGAUCCUUUACUCAGACAGGGUUUUGCCCCUCUUCUUGCCAUGACUCUUAUCUCAAGGCAUCCACGUGAGACAAAGCUGGGCUCUUCACCCUGUCUCUGUCAUUGCUUCCAUCUCGGAGGGCAAACAGGAGGCUGAUUUUAAAUGUCUAGCCUGAAGCCCACCUACCUCCUGUCUCAGGAAAUGCAAACAGGAGGCCAGCUGGAAGUGUUCAGCCUGAAGCCCAUUAUUCCUGCCUCAUGAGAUGUAAACAGAAUGCGCGUUGUAAGUGCCUAGGCUGGAGCCCAUCUAUCUCCUGCCCUGAUUCCACAGACAUAAUGCGGUCCCUCUCAAAAGGCAAGAGCAACAGUGAAAUGUGGGGGGUGGUUAGUUUUUAUGGGCUGGGUAAUUUCAUAGGCUAAUGAGUGGGAGGAUUACUCCACCUAUUUUGGAGAAGGGGUGGGGAUUUCAGGAUUUGGCCACCACCCACUUUUUGGCCUUUUGGUUACUCUGGAAACUGUCAUGGUGCCUGUGGGUGUGUCAUGUAGCACAUGCGGCUGUAUUACAGUGAGCAUAUAAAGAGGCUCAAAAUCUACUGGAAGUCAGAUCUUCUGCCAGGUUUAUGUCAUGUCCAUAACAGCUAUGUCAUUCUUUAAGGGUUGUGCCCUGCCCUCUUCCCUCCUGUUAAAAACAGCAGUUUUGCAGUCCUACCCUUUGAUGGAGAGUGUUCUUAAGAUACGUGGGUGGACUACAGAGCGUAGAGACUUCUGACACGGACUACGAAACUGUGUGUGUAUGCCCCUAAGUGCAUUUUUCUGGGGAGAGAGUUCAUAGCUCCAGGAUAUUCUCAGACAGGCCCACGACCCCAAAAAGGUUAAGAACUACUGCUGUGGGUUACCACCUGCUGACCAUUUUUUUCUCUAAUCCCAGGGACAUUGCACUAGAGAUUUCUUAAUUUUUUUUACAUUGCCAUAGACUUCCUAAGUUUACUUUAGAUACGUUUAGAAAAUCAAAGACUUAAACUUAUUUGUCCCAAAGUAAGGUAACUGUUUCAUGGCUGGCCAUUCAUUGUUCAAAAGUCAACUACCCAGUGAUUUUCCAACCAUCUUGAGAUUACCUGCCUCUAGGGAAUCAAGGGAGGAGGAAGGGGAGUAAAGGAAAUGAUAUUGUAUUUACUUUGCAAAUAUGUAGUGAAUGCCUCCUAGGUUCUGGUCUAGGAGGACCAGAUAUAGAGAGGCGUUGGGAUCCUGCCUCUAAGAUGUUUCCAAGUGGAAUGCAGUGGAAAGAACAUGGGCUGCAGAAUCAGACCUGGGUUCAGAUUUUGACCCCUUUGCUUGUUAUGUAAGGAGGAGUGGUUUAACCCUCUGAUCCUCUCUCUAUCUGUAUCUUUCCAAAAAAAAAAAAAAAAAUUGGAGGGUGUGUAGGGGAGGGAUAAAAAUACCUCUCUUAGGGUUGCUGUGAGGAAUAGGUUUUAGGAGUGUGAAAUGCCAGCAUAUCAGGAGCUGAAUAAAGAAAGGGUCGUUGUUCUAACAGCGGAAGAGCCAGAAAGUGGAGGAAGAGUUUGAAAUAGGAUGUGAGGAGGGUGAGGUGCUGAACUUGAGCCCCAGAAGGAAUUAACCCGCCUCAGCCUUCCAAGGGGAAGGCUGCUAGGAGAACCUGUUGGUGGUAUUAAAGCAUCAACCUGCAGCUUUAAAAUCCUAUCCCUAGGGCAGGUGUGAUGGGAGAAAUCAGGUCUCAAGGGAGACUUUUUCUUUUUCUCCAAAGCAAAUCAAUUCUAAAUACUGCUGCAGGUCCUUUUUGAAGGGUCAAACCACUGUGCUUCCAGCAAUUUUUUUUUUCUAAAGAGGACUGUAGAGUUUUUAAAAAAAUAAAUUUAUUUACUGGCUGCAUUGGGUCUUUGCUAUGCAUGGGCUUUCUCUAGUUGCAGCCAGUGGGGGCUACUCUGCGUUGUGGUGUGCGGGCUUCUCAUAGCAGUGGUUUCUUUUGUUGUGGAGCACGGGCUCUAGGUGCAUGGGCUUCAGUAGUUGUGGUACGUGGGCUCAGUAGUUGUGGCUCGCAGGCUCUAGAGCGCAGGCUCAGUAGUUGUGGCGCAUGGGCUUGGUUGCACCUCGGCAUGUGGGAUCUUCCCGGGCCAGGGAUCAAACCCAUGUGCGGAUUCUUAACCACUGUGCCACCAGGGAAGUCCAGGACGGUAGACUUUUGAACCCAUUUCAGCUUCGUAAAACUCUUAGUUGGUUGAAUAAUAACGCACUUAGUAUGGUGCCUGAUACCUGAUAUACGCUAAAUAAUACUUAUUGUUAAUAGUAAUUGUUUUACUGUUAACACGUAAGAGGGGUCAGGUUAGUAAAGCAGUAACCUAUACCUGACUUUCUCAUCCCACACUACUUUUACUCACCUGUUUUUACUUUCAACACUGAAAACUUUGAUUUUUUCUUCUUUGUUUGUUUGUGUCUUGUAGUUUACUGCGCAUUUAUACUCUCAGACAGGACAUCUUUGCGAAAAGUUGAAGUUAGAGGCAUUUGGGUUCAUUGUACUUUCCUGUAAUUUUAACAGGCUCAUAGAUUCUCAGACGUGAGGGGCCUCAGGAGUUGUGUAGGCCUUCCGCCCCCGUCACGGACCAGAAACGUCCGUGCCAUCAAUUGACUGGAGUGUUUAUAGACCGCUGCUGGAACAGGUUAUCUUUAAGGCCCUCUGAGGCUACCUGGCUCUUGUAUCGAUAGCUUUAAUCGUUGGAAAACCCUUUCUCACACUGAGUGGAAAUGUGCCCCGUGUAACUUCUGCCCUUGGAUCCUGGUGCUGCCCUCUGAAGAAAUGUUGGCUGAAUCUAUUCCCACGUGGCACCCCUUCAGAUACUUGAAGGUGCUGUGGCCCUGGUUAAGCCCUCUUUCUGUUUUCCAAAUCCCUUUCUUGCUUCCCAUGGACCAGAGUCCUGAACUAUUCUAGCCACCGUCCCCCGUGGAACCGCUUUGGUUGGCAGGUCCUGUGUAGAGUGUGGUACUCAGAAUGGGUCGCUAGUUACAGACCAGGACGGACAAUAGUGGGGCUCUUUACUGCCUGCCUCUAAUCUGGAUCUUAUGCUGUUGUUUGUUUCUAUGGAUAUGGCCCCAAAUUCCCUCAGUCUUUUGGUAUAUAUUUUAAUACAUUGUGUUUGAUCAUCUAACUGAAAAGCGUAUUUGAUAUUAUCGAAGAUGUAUGGUAGUACCCACAUGGGUAUUUCCAUCAGUGUUUCAUUUCAUUAAAGACUUGCUUUUAUGUUAAUUAAAGCUCAUCUUUUCAUAUUCAUUUUUAUCAAUUUUAAGAUACUGUUGCUUCACGAAGAUUUGUGAGGGUUUUUUUUUUUGAUAAUAUCUUAUACUGCUAUUUGGAUAAUUUAAUUGGUGCUUUUUUUUCCAAUUACCAUAUGUAAUUGAAUCAAUAUCUUUCUAGAUCCAUAUGUCAAACUUCUACUUGAUGCCAUGAAGCAUUCGGGUUGAUGAGAGAGCUGAGUGCCAAGGUGUCCUAUGUGGCAGUGGUGGAGAGAUGCGUGAUCCGGGGCUCCUGGCCCAGGGCUGUUUCCCCUGUGCCCCGUGCACACUGCUUCUGGACGUUGUCUCUUUAAUGCAUUCUUGCCUUCUAGUGCUGUUAACAAAGAAAGACACUUUUCUUGUGAAGACUGUAAUGGAAAUGUCAGUGGAGGUUUUGACGCUUCGGUGUCUCAGAGAAGCCUUUCCCAACCCUGCAGACCAGGUCAGGCGCUCUCACUGUGUGUACUCCGGACAACCUGGGUUUUUCUUCAUAACAACUGUCCUUGCAUGUGUUUAAACAUUUUGAUUGUUUUGUGCCAGAACAACAUCCGUGGUCAGGCCCACAUGAGCAGAGUGGUCACCCACGAGCUCAUCCACGCGUUCGAUCACUGCCGAGCUCAUGUCGACUGGUUCACCAACGUCAGGCACUUGGCCUGCUCUGAGGUUCGAGCUGCUAACCUUAGUGGAGACUGCUCACUCUUAAAUGAAAUAUUCAGGUUACAUUUUGGAUUAAAACAACACCAUCAGACUUGUGUGCGAGACAGAGCCAUUCGUUCUAUCCUGGCUGUUAGGAACAUCAGCAAAGAAGUAGCUCAGAAGGCUGUUGAUGAAGUUUUUGAAUCUUGUUUCAAUGACCAUGAGCCUUUUGGAAGGAUCCCUCAUAAUAAGACCUAUGCAAAAUAUGCUCAUAGAGACUUUCAAAACCGGGAUCGGUACUACUCAAAUAUAUGAAGACGAUGACACAUUGCAGAGCUUCAGUGAUCAUGAGGAAAGUAUAGUUCCCAAGCGGACAGACAUAAAGCGUAGAUGAUCAAUUAAAUACAGAGAAGACACAGAAAAUGCUGAUUCUAGCAUCUGAAAAGGUACCUGUGGUAAGAGAUGAAACUGCCUUAAACUCUGAGGCAAAGAUUGUAUCUUUGUAGCUAACCACUUGGUAAAUAAGGCAAAUAAAUGGCAUUUUUAAAUUUUUUACAAU